ACUGUUGUAUUUUUGUGUUUUAUACCCACGUAAACGUACACUUUAUGAUUUACAAAAUAAGGGCAAUUGUGUUGCCCUUUAUGAUGUAAUAAAAUAAAGAUAAAUAAGAUGUGUGCCGUAAUAACGACAUAUUUGUAACCGCCUGGAUUUUCUUCUCUUACCAAAGGAAAACAAAACAUCAGUGUUCUAUUUGGUCCGUAGUAAAAACUAGACCCCCCAGAAAUUGUUUAGUUUAGGAAUAGACAGAGCUUUUAUGUUUAAAAAGCUAUAGAAUUUAGAUAUAGAACUGCGUUUUAGUAGUGUAACAGCAGGUUAAAAAUGCAGCAGCAAACCGUAGGCCUUGUAGCAGUUUCCAUGUCACCCAGCAAAACAAAGCGACUUGCUGUUAAUAGAACAAAUGAAAUUACUGUUGUAGACGAACAUGGUAACACUGUAGGUAAGUAUCAACCUAAUCUUACUGCUUCCAGUGAAUUAAAACCUUUUUUUUUUCUAAAUGUUAUAGGAAUGCUGGUAUCCGAACCAGCAACAACGUACAUGUCUUCGUCGUCCCGGGAAAUGCCCAUACACAUGAGAUAUCCUGUACCAUGCAGCAAUGAGGCAACGAUAACCACUGAGUGGCUUACUAAGAAUUUCGAAGAAAAUUCUCUCACAAGUGUACCAAGGAGCAUUAUGUUUGAUGAGUACCAGAAAUUUUGCCGGGACAGCAACACUAAGCCGUUUAAUCAAGCGGUUUUCGGGAAGAUUGUUCGAGCUUGCUUUCCAAAUUUAACAACUCGUAGACUUGGUGUACGUGGUCAAUCUCGCUAUCAUUACGCAGGUCUGAGCGUCAAACUCUUAUCUCGUUAUGCCCGAAAAUUCCACGCAUUUGGAGAAGGACUUAACUUACUUAGAAACAACAGUUCUUAUCAACGGCGAAACGAGAUCACGAGUGGAGGUACAACACAGACUCCUGAGUACAACUAUGUAGCAUCGCAUGAAACGGUGCCAUAUCAAACUGCUGAUGUAAUGGCAAAUAUAAAAGCCAAAAGAAAUGUGAACCCGUUUUCGUUGGUGUUGCCCCCAUAUCCAACUGAAGACGACGUAGAAAUAAAAGAUGGUUGGACGAAACCAACGUUGGCUGCCUUUCUCGACUUUUACCGUUGCUACAACCGCCGCUUGCUUGGGUACAUUAUCAGUCUUGAUUUCGAGAAAACAACGAGUCAUUUGUCCAAUUUUGGAGCCAGUAUCCCAAACCAGUGCAAGAGCAUGUUGAAAACAACCGAUAUAUGUGGGAUAAUUGCUCUGUGUGAUGACAUAAUGUUUCAAGAAGCUACGACGGCUUUGCUGCCAGAUUGCCUGGCGACACUUACAACAGAAUUUAACGUCACCAUUCGGAAAUUUGCAAAAACUUUACCGUCUUGGGUCGGCGCAAAGAGGUGUUAUGACUCUACCACCAAUGCUAACGUUAUCAGUACAAGGAUCGAAGCGGCGAAAGUGUGGGGCGAGUAUGUCAGGAGAGUGACAACGCUCUGUCACGUAGCGAAAGAAGCGAGAAAAACGCUGGUCGACCCGUUAGUUCUAACACAGCUUUUAGAUGAUCUAUGUAAUCUUGGUGUUUCUGAUAUUGUUGCCCAAAGUACGUUCGCUGGUGGUGAUGACGUGUACACGACAGGCGACCAAUCAGCGCCAUGCAACGAGAAGGAAGAGGCGAUGAGUUAUAUUUCAAACUUCUGUCAGCUUUUGCAGUGUCACGCGAGUGUGGAAAUGUACGUUUGCCUCUUGCUUGAAAUAAUAGAUCGACAUGCUGGUCUCAUACCAGAAAGUAAGCUUGAAAGCAAGGGGUACGAAGUUAUAACUGACCGAACGAGGCAAUUCGUUAUGAAGUGGGCAAUGUACGCAAGCAAAAUGCUGACAGAGAUAACUUUAAAGUCGAGCGAAUCAGUCGGAACAUUUCAUCUUGUGAUGCUGCUGUUUGGAGACUAUAUUAACCACGUAAUCUGCUUCCGUGGAGAAAGAGCAAAGGGGAUGAAACGACUUCGAUCCGUGAUUAAAAAGGGUUCUUUCUAUUUUACACGACUCAAAAAUUCAGGAAGUCGUUCUACUACUAAUAAUGUUGGCGAAUCCAGUAUAUCGAACCACAGUCGGCAACCGUUUCCAUUAAAUAAUAAUAAAUAUACCCAACGGAGUGGCGACAAUAGCGCUUACCUACGGGAGGUCUCCAAUUCUGUACCAGCUUACAGGCGAAACAGGGAAGUAAACGAGCGGAAAGAGCCCAAAAUCGAACCUAAGCAAAUUCAUUGUAUCAACCCUUCCUAUUUUCCCGAGACAAAUAUGGUACAGGAUACUCGCCUUGACAGAAUGAUGAUUCAAAACGACCCUAGACCGGCAGUGGUGGUAGAACCUGCGUUUCAGCCCGAAAACGAAAGAGCUUCGUUUUACUUACUACCAGGCAAUAAUAACGCGCCUGGCGGUGCUAUGCUUUUAAGAAAGUGAUACCGUUUGUGCACAUGGUUUUAGUAAGCAUAUACACGUUAUACAUUUAUACCUUUUUACAAUGCAUACUCUGCACAUUUAUUGGCUUUUUAUUUAUUUAUUAAUUCACUGUUUCGUUUAUAUUUUAAUUAUUUUGUUUAUUUAUAUUUAAUGAAAUCUAACAAGCUGCCGGUGUACGCUUUUAUAUAAAAUUUGUUUUUUUGCAUUAAAAAACGAUUUACUAACAUUUAGUACGCUUCAUGUUCGAUUAUUACUCUCGUAAGCGAGAACAGAUACUGUCCGGUGCUGAAACCUAUAUGUACACAUUCCAUGAACAAGUAAACAGUUCUCUUCACAAACAAAUAGAAAACUGACAGUUUCUUACCUCGAAC
Molecule: messenger RNA, 2843 nt
Organism: Ciona intestinalis (vase tunicate)
Lineage: Eukaryota; Metazoa; Chordata; Ascidiacea; Phlebobranchia; Cionidae
Source: RefSeq, a predicted model, not a curated record